Molecule: messenger RNA, 4603 nt
Organism: Phycodurus eques (leafy seadragon)
Lineage: Eukaryota; Metazoa; Chordata; Actinopteri; Syngnathiformes; Syngnathidae
Product: COUP transcription factor 2-like
Exons: 3
Coding region: 329-1561 (410 amino acids)
Biological process (GO): negative regulation of transcription by RNA polymerase II; cell differentiation; anatomical structure development
Molecular function (GO): zinc ion binding; retinoic acid binding; nuclear receptor activity
Source: RefSeq, a predicted model, not a curated record
UCAUCAGACCCAUCAGACCACCACACGUGCUGCUCCUCUUCUUCUUUAUGUGCUUCAUUGGUACCGUUUGGGGGAGCAAGCCCUGCCUGGAGAGUUGGUUAUAACAAGCUGGAGGACCAGGACGUGGAUUUGAUUUCUUUUUUUUAUUCAUUGUUUUGUUUGUUUUACAUAGGAUAAGCUUGUCGGGUGAUCUCCAUGGACGCUCCUCUUCUUUCUCUGUGGAUGUCAUCCGAAUGAGCGUCUUUAAUUCUUUUGUCACUUUAUCAUCUUAAGUGGUGUUGACAAGAAAAAUAGAGAAGAGAGAGGUGGGGGGAGUUUAGUGACGGACAUGGCGAUGGUGGCGUGGAGGAACCCAGAGGAGGGCACGCUCUCCUCCCCGGUGUCGCACGUUGCUCUGCCUGUGCACAUGAACCCACCGCCGGCCUCCCUGGAGAUGCCCCCGGCUGCAGCACCACCCAACACCACCACCACUAUUAACAACAACAAUAGUUCUUCUUCGUCGUCGUCGUCGUCGUCGUCGUCCGACAAGCAGGCGAGCGCGCACAUAGAGUGCAUCGUGUGCGGCGACAAGUCAAGCGGAAAGCACUACGGCCAGUUCACCUGCGAGGGCUGCAAAAGCUUCUUCAAGCGCAGCGUGCGCCGCAACCUGAGCUACACCUGCCGGGCCAGCCGAACCUGCCCCGUCGACCAGCACCACCGCAACCAGUGCCAAUACUGCCGUCUCAAGAAGUGCCUGAAAGUGGGCAUGCGGAGGGAAGCGGUGCAGAGAGGCCGCCUCCCCCCGGCACAGUCGUUUCACGGCCAGUUCUCUCUCAGCACGGGCGAGCCCUUACAGUGCCACUCUUACCUGUCAGGUUACAUCUCGCUGCUACUGCGGGCUGAGCCCUACGCAACGUCGCGCUUCGGCUCCCAGUGCCUGCCGGGCGGCGGCGCGGUGGGCAUUGAGAACAUCUGCGAGCUGGCGGCGCGCAUGUUGUUCAGCGCCGUGGAGUGGGCCCGCAACAUCCCGUUCUUCCCCGACCUGCAGGUGUCCGACCAGGUGGCUCUGCUGCGGCUUACCUGGAGCGAGCUGUUCGUGCUUAACGCGGCCCAGUGCGCCAUGCCGGUGCACGUGGCGCCACUGCUGGCCGCCGCCGGCCUGCACGCCGCUCCCAUGUCGGCCGAGCGCGUGGUGGCCUUCAUGGACCAUAUUCGCGUCUUCCAGGAGCAGGUGGAGAAGCUCAAGACGCUGCACGUGGACUCGGCGGAGUACACGUGCCUCAAGGCAGUCGUGCUGUUCACCACAGAUGCGUGCGGCCUGUCGGAUGCGGCGCACGUGGAGGGCCUGCAGGAGAAGUCGCAGUGCGCGCUCGAGGAGUACGUGCGCAGCCAGUACCCGAACCAACCGAGCCGCUUCGGCCGCCUGCUGCUGCGUCUGCCGUCCCUGCGCUCCGUGUCGUCGGCCGUCAUCGAGCAGCUGUUCUUCGUGCGCUUGGUGGGCAAGACGCCCAUCGAGACCCUCAUCCGCGACAUGCUGCUGUCGGGCGGCAGCUUCAACUGGCCUUACAUGCCCGUCCAGUAGCGCCCCCGUGUGGUGGGAGGGCGGCUGAGCUGAGGUCAAAUCUUCACCAGGACAAAUUUACCCAGCCCCAGACGUGAUGUGGCGUGGGGGGGGAAUAAUAUGGCCGCAAUAUAGAUAUAACAUGAGCACAAAAUGCUUAUUUGUGGCCACAAAAUACUGUUCUGAACACCUGCUAAUUUGCUUUUCACAAAUUCACCUAGACGUAUUUUUCUGUAGAACGUUUCUUUAGCUAUUUACUGAAAAACUCACCUAUUCGCGGCGGCCGUGUAUUUUGUGCUCUUUCUGUCAAGCCCGAGGAUGCCACGAAAUGGCGCCAAAGCCCUGGCUCGUGGACAAAUAGUAGUAAGUGGUAGAAAAUACAGUGAAUAAAUGCCUAUUGGCAGUAAUCGCUGAAAACACGUAUUUGCAGUUUUGGGGCUCUUUCUAAAACACGCUAAGAUGUCACUAGAUGGCAACAAAGCCCUGGCUAAUAGUAAAAUAGUAAUUGGUGUCAAGGAAGUAAAAUAUGUUGAAGUAUUACAUCCAAACAGUUCUCAGAUCUUUAUAUGUCUAGAGGAGCUUGGUUUAGCAUGGGUUGUUACUGAGAGUCUCUGCCGUUUGUCCAUGCACAGUAUAGGCGCACUUGCCGUGCAUUUGUUUUUCGGAAUAAAAUCAUCUGCAAGCCAUUUAUUUUGAAGGGUAAAGCUGUAGGAUGACUUUGAAAUGAUAUUAAAGUGUUUUGGGGUCAUAGUUCGUAAUACAGUUACAAUUUAAAAAAAUUAUUUUGGCAAGCUAAAAUCUUUUGGGAGGGGCAUCAGUUACUGAUGGUUUUCCUCAACUCUCAGCACGGCUCCAUUUUACUGUAAUUGAUGGCCACAAAAUAGGUAUAACGUACACACAAAAUACUAAUUUAUGGGUUUAAUAUCAUUCCCAACAACAUUUUACGUUAGAUUAUGGGGGUAAGCAAAUGGAGCAUACCUUCGCCUCUACGUUACAUUCUGCAGUAGAGAAGGUGCGUUUCAUUUGCUUACCCAAAUGUCCAGGAAAGAGAUUAAUUUUAUUUAUGUAUUUUGUGUGCACAAUUUACCUACUUCAUGGCCACAAGUUAACGAUUUGUGUGUGUGUGUGUGUGUGUGUGUGUGUGCGUGUGUGUGUGUGUGUGUGUGAGUGUGUGUGUGUGUGUGUGUGUGUGUGUGUGAAUGAUUUCUUUUCCCCCUCUGUCAUGUCUGUGGCUCCGUACAAACCUUUCCUUUUUUGAGAUUACUGGUCAUUUUUUUUUGCCGCGUCAUAAAAUAUGUAUUGCCCCCUGUGCGUGUAUAUUUAUCAUUGUUGUCAUUUUUGAAAAUGUUUUUAAAAAAACAGCAGGGCUUUUUCGUGAUAUUUUUUGCUGUGGUUUUGUCAAUAUUUCAUUUCAUUUUUUAAUUAUUUUUUAUUUUAAAACGACGUGGCACUUUUUUUUCCUUUUAUGGACUAAAAAAAAAAAUAACAAAAAAUUUCACGCAAAAAGCACGCACAAUCUUUACGCUCAUGUUAACUGUUAGUGCGACUGUCAACAAGAAUGCAUUAGGUAUAUCAGUAAUGUCAUUACUUUUUGAAAUAGCCAACGAAAAGCAAGCCGCUACAUAUUUUGUUACAUUCAUAUUUUUUAUUUAUUUAUAAUUGUGUUUUUAUUUACAUUGUUGUUGUUUUCACAAAACAUAGAAAUGACAAAAAAGUAAGCAAUUGGGAGAUACUUGCUUUUCAUUCUGCAGCGAUUUAUUAUUUUAACAGCAAUAUCAAUAUAUAUAUAUAUAUAUAUAUAUAUAUACAUUUUUUUUUUAAAACCUCAACCAAAUUUUGCCAUUUUGGCAAUCAACAAAACGCUAAAUUUGAAACGCAAACAUGCAAAAAAAUAAAAAUAAAAAAGAUAAAUAAAAUACAUUGAAAUUCGUAUUGGAUGUGGCCAAUAACAUUUCUCUUAUUUCACUGAAAAUAUUUGUUUUCAAUUAUCGGUCACAUGAACGAAGGAGAAAUUAUUAUUUUAUUGACAGUUACGAUAUGGCAGUAUAUGAAUUUCUUGUAUUGUAUUAUUAUUAUUAUUUCUUGUAAGAUGUGUAAAAAUGUUUGUCCACAGUCUUUUAAUUAUUUAAACAAAAACAAAGCAAUGGCAUUACUGUACGUGUUCGUCUUUUAAGUCUUUUCAAUUCAGUUAAUUCAAACAUCGGUUGCACACGAUCAAAAUAUGUCAAACUGUAAUACAGUAUAUUGUUAGAUUAUUUUCGAGGAAUAGAGGGAGAAAUAAUGUCAGUUUACCAAAAUUUUAAUCAUGUGCAACCGAAAAUGAAGUAGUUUUUUUUUCAGUGUGCGCGCGUGCGUGUUUGUGCUCUUUUUGGACAAGCACUGAUGUACUUACUGUGAAAGCAUAUUUCUACUGUGUUAAAUUAUAACUCAAGAUUUAUACAAGAAAAUAAUAAUGAUGAGAAUAAAGUGUAUUUGAUUGAUUUUGACACGUUCAAUUAGUCCUGUGCCCAUGUUUGUACGUGCAUGCAUGCGUGCGCGUGUACGUGUGUUUUUGUGCGUGUCUCUCCGCGCGUGUGUGUGGAGGCGUGUGUCAUUUAAAUAUUUCCAAUGGAUUUUUUAUUUUUUUAUAUAUUCAGUUAUUUGUAUAUAUGUAUAAUAAACAGAAAUGGAAACAUGGUGGAAUAAUAAUAUUAAAAUUUCAUUUUUAAUUGCUUUAUUUAUAUAUUUUAAAUUGUUUACAUGAAGUGAGUUUGAAUAAGGUUAAAUGGAAAUGAUAAUUAAUAUAAAUUUUACAUUUCAUUUGAACUUCCCUUAAUAAUAUUAACAGUUAAUACAUACACACACUCACGCUUAUUUCAUGGUUAUUGAUAAAAUAAGAAAUCCUGAAAACACAAAAAAAAAAAUGAAACUAUCACCACGUGUACGUUACUAUAUGCAAAAACGUAAAACGUUUUGUUUGAAGUUUUAUUUAAAACAAUAAUACGUGUUUUUUUUAAAUAAUAAUAAUAAUAAUAAUAAUGUUGACAACUCUAAAUUGCCCGUAGGUAUGAAUGUGAGUGCGAA